This is a messenger RNA of Arabidopsis thaliana (thale cress), 1725 nucleotides long. RefSeq names its product Chaperone DnaJ-domain superfamily protein. The transcript has 5 exons. The record is from RefSeq and is marked reviewed. The coding region runs from base 256 to 726 and encodes 156 amino acids. NCBI's taxonomy places the organism in Eukaryota, Viridiplantae, Streptophyta, Magnoliopsida, Brassicales, Brassicaceae.
UAAAAUAUCUUAAAUUGAAAAAAAAAUAUCAAACCCUCUCUCGAAGUUUCCUUCCAUCUCUCUCCUACAAAGAUAUUUUUGUUUCAUUCUCUUCUCCAUCCACAAAAACCAUUCCCUCUCUCAACUCUCUGAAUAUUUUUCUUCUUACGAUUUACAAAUUUCCGAUGCUGUGACAUUAACGUCUGAGAACAGAGAAACACUUCAAAUCUUUGAAUUCGUAGUGCGACGGAGACGGAGGAGCCAUCAGUUUCGAAAAUGGCGUGCGAAGGUGGAGGAUCUAACGUCAGAUCUAGCUACUACACCAUUCUCGGGAUUCGUAAAGAUGCCUCUGUUUCCGAUAUCCGCACUGCUUAUCGUAAGCUAGCUAUGAAAUGGCAUCCGGAUAGAUAUGCUCGAAAUCCUGGAGUCGCCGGAGAAGCUAAACGUCGGUUUCAACAAAUCCAGGAAGCCUAUUCUGUUUUGAAUGAUGAGAAUAAGAGGUCAAUGUACGAUGUUGGACUAUAUGAUCCUCAUGAAGAUGAUGACGAUGACUUCUGUGAUUUCAUGCAAGAGAUGAUCUCAAUGAUGAACAAUGUCAAAGACGCGGGAGAGAGCUUGGAAGACUUGCAACGAAUGUUCACGGAUAUGGUUGGUGGAGAUGGCGUGAGCUAUGACUGUAACAAUAAUCCAAAGGGCAACAAAAGACCACGUGUCAAUAUCUCGAGGAGUAGUGCUGCGAUGCGUUAAGGCUUACUUCUUUUGUGUAUGAGUGUCGUGUUGUAUCAAAAUUUCAAUUCCAUGUUCAAUUGUCUAGACCAUAAAAUAAAUUAUCUGUGAAAACCAACUAGAACUAGGUAGAAUCUUUGGAAUCCCACAUGCCCCAAUCACUAAUGUAUCUCUCAUGAUUUGGUUGAUUUUAAAGAUUCGAAAAUUAUUCAUGUAUUGUUGCAAAUCAAGUUUACUUUCAUGUGGUAACUUUAUAAUCAACUCUUAAAGCUUUUGAUUGGACCAUUAUCGAUAUCAUCCUGAUCUCAACAUAUAUAGCUACACAUUUAAAGACAAACAAUGGUCAAACAAACAUUCUUUACUAGAGCAAUGUCAUCCGAAAAAUGCUUGUGUUGAAAAAAAACAUGACAUUACCGAGCAAGCCAUAGAUGUUAUUAAUCAAGCUGUUUCGUCCAAUCAAAGUGUUCCCAUUCGCGGGCAAAGGUCGCAACCGCCUUCUUCUGGCUCUCCACCGACUCCUGCCUUCUACGUCUAUACAUAUCUUCUUCUGGUAACUCGAGCAUUCCUCUGAUUACAUUUAGUCCAAGAUUGCUAUUGAACUGUUGUUCAUCAUCAAUCACGUGAACAAACCCUUUGUCUAAACCAAACUCAACGUGGAAGUAAGGGAAAUUCUUCGGUAUAGAGUUCCUCAGACCUUUCACGCUAGUGUCUAUGAGCUUCUUCGCAUUGUGCUGACUCCAUUCACUUUCCGCUUCAUCGAUCGCCUUCUUGAAGUAUAAAGGACCUUCUUUUGCUAUCUCUUGGGGGAUUGGGAUACACUCGAUCAAACAGUGGCGACGUUGCUGAGACAAACCAAUCACUGUCUCCAGAAACACUGCGUCUUUUCCUUCUUUUGCAUACAUCAUUAUAAGACACUUUUUGAAAUUACGAAUCUCGUCCCAAACAUUGUCGUCAACACUUCUGCUGGCUGCCUCGUGCUGCAUUGGCAAGAUACAGCAAUGGCCUUGGACAAGGGGCUGA